AUGAUGAAGUGGAAAUGACCUCUUUCUUUCCACAUCGAGAACAAGAAGAAAAUCCUAACGAGGAUGAGGACGAUAGCGAUGGCGAUGCCCGCGCCCGUCCUCCUCCUCCUCUCUCCGCCUGGAUCCUGCGGUUCAAGCCAGUGAUCGAAGGUGAGUCUGGUCAGGGAAUCACGAGGAGCGGGCGAAUGCGUCGAUCGCGCUCCUGCUCCUCGGUUCUACUGCCCGAAUUCUCGAUCAAGCGGCCCCAGCACGAAGAAUGCCACGAGCCGCUGGAGGAUUGGCUGCUCCACCGGCAUUCCAUUUCUUCCCCUUCUUUCUCGCAGGAGAAAUCCCGUUCCAAUUCCAGCAGCCUCUCUCGCAGCCUCGACAGGAGCUCCUUCCUCCUCGCUCCCAAUUGCGAGGCUCCACGGCGAAUCAUUCGAGGGUUCGUCGCCGCCACCGACAGCCAAGAACCGCAAGAUUCCCUUUGCGGCUUUCUCAAAGCCAAUGCUCCACUGCCAUACAGCAGCUAUCAAGGAUCCAAUCCUCGCGACGAACAAGGAUUGGAUCCAGCAAAAGGAUUAGCAUCCCUGCUCACCGAAUCAUCCACAAAUCGUCACCAAAAACAAUCCCAGCAGCAAUCUGGAUCAAACCAGGAGAACUUUGUCCAUCCGGAGUCUGUUCUAACCCGACCGCUCUACACCAAACGGCAAUCCAUCCGCAAGGAAGGGUCGUGGAUCAACCGAUGGUCGGACGAAAACUCGGCCUCGGUCUCUGGCCUCGGCUACGUUCCCAGCGCCGCUGCCAUGGCGAUCAUCAGUAAAUCUUACACGAGCUCACUCACAACACCGUCAUGGUCUAACUCGAUCGAGGCCUGGCAGUCGGACGCCGACUCCAAGGAUGCUCGUCGCUGGUAGCAACUAGGAAACUGUAGUAGGCAACUUUUUUUUUUCUUUCAAAGUUCUCAAAGUUCAUCUGCAUCUGCGAAUAACAUAUUAAAAACCAAGGCAGCGAUUUCGAAAAUGAAAAAGCCUGCGAGUAGCGUAGCUAUGUAGUAACAACUUACUGAAUGGUGGUUCUUUAGACAAAAUAUAAUAUGCCAGUAUGGACAAGGUACAAUGGACUGCACAAACAAAAAACAAAGAAAUUUUCAUGGUCGCUCG
Messenger RNA from Selaginella moellendorffii, 1142 nucleotides. RefSeq lists its product as uncharacterized. The record is from RefSeq and is a predicted model, not a curated record. The coding region runs from base 15 to 896 and encodes 293 amino acids. The transcript has 3 exons. Lineage: Eukaryota; Viridiplantae; Streptophyta; Lycopodiopsida; Selaginellales; Selaginellaceae.